CACACAUCAUGGUUGGAGGAGUUCAACGUUUUCAACGAUACCCAGCGGCCUCUGAGUCGGUGUCCGUCUCUUCUUGUCUCACCAUGCAAACCACGUCCACAACAAGUCAGGACCUGGUGCGAAAGCUGACGCGAGCGGCCGAAAGCUGCGAGCUGCGGCUCAGCCUCCUUGAGCUCAACGAGGCCGUGAGGCGGAAGUACUCGUACAACUUUGCAACAGAAGCCAAGGAGCCCCAACCGACGGAGGACGCGCCCCAAGCGGCGAAGGAGAAGGAGACUCCCAUGAAGGCGGAGCCCCUGUGGCCCUGGGACGAUCCUCAACGCUGGGCGGAAGAGAGCGAGCGCCUGUACAAGAUCAGAGAGGGACUGCGGAUCUUCCAGCAGAAGCAGGAGAUCUACCAGCACAAGAUCAUCGCCGAGGAAGAGAUCCGACGCCAGGAGAAGGAGCGGGCCGAGAAGCGUGGACGUGUCCUGGCGCAGCGGGAGCAGCGCAUCAUCGAGCCGGGAGCAGCCCCGAUGGCAGGAGCAGUGCGAGAGCAGCCCCGAUGGCGGGAGCAGUGCGAGAGUUUCGGUGCGGGCUUCGCCAACGCACUAUAUGACGCGGUGGUGGUUGGACCGCAAGAGCUGGUCCUUCUCGGCAUCGGACUGCUGCAGAGGCCCCACAACGAGAAGGGCAACAACAAGUACGAGACACAGUGGAGCACCGAGACCACCACGAUCGACGAGCAUGGCGGCUGUGGAUGGGUUUCUGAGCGCCACGGCGAGGAGGACCAAUGCCGCACGACGGCAGGGGGAUUUGGAUCCGGACGUGUGGCCAUGGAGGUCAACGGUUCCCAAAGUGAGACACCAACGAUGUGUCUCCAUCCCUUCCUUACCAAUACACCUCUGAAUCAUGUUUUGAUUGUGUCUGUGCUGAUUGAAUGCAGAGUUUGGACGGGGGAGGCAAGGGACUGCCGACAGAAGCGCGGCAUUUCCAUCUGACAAGGGUAAGUGAGUGAGGCAGCUGAGACGCCGUGUCUCCAUCCCCUUCCCCUCCCUCUACACGCCUCACUUAUCUCUUGGGCGUGUUGGCUGGCUGCAGAGGCCUCCGCUGCUACAGAGGGCCGCCGCAGGUGGACGUUCCCAGUCGCCCACACCGAAGGCCGCCAUUAUCCCCAGCACAUGACAUUCAACGCCGCUGAUUGACGAGGACUGGGAGUCGUGCAACACGUGCAUCGAUCCCACGCACGAGCGGCUGGGUCACUGCUGGUCCGUGAAGUGGUGACUCUCACUGGUGAGUGCAACGUGUAGAUGGCUGGCUGUGUGUGAGCGACGUGAUCAACCGGCGUAUCGUCAUCCACGAGAGAAAGACCAGUCGGACUCGAAAGAGAACAAUGGUGACUCUCACUAACGCUUCUACGCC
This is a messenger RNA of Vitrella brassicaformis, 1401 nucleotides long. NCBI's taxonomy places the organism in Eukaryota, Vitrellaceae. The record is from the annotation of a GenBank genome assembly.